CGGAAGUACAUAAAUAUGGCCGCCUCCAUGCGAAACGUGUUGUAAUUAUAGUUAAAAAGAUUAUUUGAUAACACGUGCUCUUUCAAGAUAUUUGAACCAGCUGCUUAGAAUGGAAGAAGAGAAUUUUCCAAGAGGAGGUGUAAAGAAGGCAGAAGGAAAGAAGAAUAAAAAAGAACCGAAUUUGUUUCAGGACAUUUCUCAGGGGUCAGAUACAAAGAAAAAACAGAAGAAGCAGAAAAAAGGAGGAAAAGCAAAUAAAGAUGGUGGGUCAGAGAGUAAGAAGAAACAUAAAAUGGAAGGACAAGUUUCCGGUCAGAUGGGGCAAGAGCAGCCACAGUUUCUCUCCAAAAAGUUUCUAUACCCAGGAAUGCUGAUGCUUGGCUAUGUGAAACAGAUAAAGAACUAUGCUCUGAUGAUGGCCCUGCCUAAUGGCUUAUCAGGGACAGUACCUAUAACUAACAUAUCACAGGCUUACACAGAAAGUCUACAGAGGUUUUCGGAAGCUCAGGAUGAUAAUGUUGAGAAUGUAAGCACAUUGGCAGAGUUAUUCAAGGUUGGUAUGGUGAUGCCAUGUAAGCUGACAGAGCUUGACAAAAAUGCUGACAGUAAAUCUCUGACACUGACUAUAAAUCCGAAAGAUGUGAAUGGUGAUCUGUCAGCUUCCAGUCUCCGACAUGGAAUGUGUGUUUAUGGAAACGUGUCGAGUCAAGAAGACCAUGGUUAUAUUAUAGAUAUUGGUGUUAAAGGUGUACAGGUGUUCCUGAAGAACAAACAUGCCUCGAGAUACAUACAGCUGUACAAUAAUGAUAAUCCACUUGGUGUUGGUCAGUGUUUGAUGUGCAAGAUAAAGAUGAAAGGUGACAGAAUGUCUGUUUUGACUGGACAGAAUCGAGUCGUAAAUGUUACCAUAGACCCACUGGAACUGAAGAAUGUAGAGGGCACAGAAGUCAGCGAUGUUCAAUUUACGUCACUUGUGCCGGGGAUGAAAGUUCAUGCCAAAGUGGAGAAGGUAGUGAAAGAUGAUGGUAUAGUGGUAGAGUUUCACAAGCUGAGGGGGUUGAUACAUAAGUCACAUCUUCCUAAACCGCCAGGCUCUUACAGCCAUGCUCAACAGGUUACCUGCUGUAUCUUGUACAUACAUCCACUGAUUAAAGCAGUCACCUUGACAUUGUUACCACACCUAACUGACUAUGUUGGUGUCCCAACUGGUCUGUUUGGAAAGGUCAAGGUCGGACAAACUAUUGAAGAAGCCACUGUGAAGAAAACUGAAAAGAAGCGUGGAGUUUUUCUAGAUCUGCAAAACAACAUUACAGGAUUUGCUGGGAUGAGUAAUUUAAGUGAUGAUAAUGUAGAGAACGUACAACAAGCCUUCAAGAAAGGUUCAACUCACAGAUGUCGGGUGUUAGGAUUUUACCCAAUGGAGGCACUUGUAAUUGUUACAAUGAAACAGAGUGUAUUAGACGAGAAGUAUAUGAGGAUAACAGAUGUAAAGCCAGGCGAUAUAUUAGAUUGUAAAGUGAAGAAGUUGGAGAAGAAAGGGAUCAGUGUUGAAGUACACAAGGGAAUCAUGGGAAUGAUACCCACAAUGCAAAUGGCAGACGUAACACUGCAACAUCCAGAACAGAAAUUCAAAGCAGAUGAUAAAAUCAAAUGUAGGGUAUUGUUUGUAAACAAGAAGCGUUCAAACGUGACCUUGACCCACAAGAAAUCUCUGAUAAAUAGUAAAUACCCGGUGAUCUCGAACUACCACCAGAUAGAGGUUGGACAGAUACUCGAGGGUUAUAUCUCGGCUAUCAAAGACUUUGGAUGUUUUGUCCGAUUCUACAGUGAUGUUAUGGGUUUGACCCCAAGGGCCAUGUUAAGCACAGAGCCUAUUGAGUACCCAGAGAAAGUUUUCUUUAAGGGCCAGGUAGUCAGAUGUAAAGUUGUACAUGUUAACCCCCCAACCAAAAAACUCACGUUGACUUUUGUGCUUGAAGGGAAGACAGAGUUUGGACAGAGAACAAAAGAAAUGCCAAAGGACUUUAAAGCUGGCAAGAAAGUGAAAUGUAAAGUUUUGAAAAAGACUGAAACAGGUGUCGAUGUUGAGCUUGUCUCCUCCCACAUGAAGGCGUUCCUUCCCAAGACACACCUCUCAGACUCCAUGGAGAUGUGUGAUGCGUUAUGGAAUAUGUACAAACCUGGUGAUGUCAUAGAACAUGCGAUGUAUUGGCACAAAUCCAAAAUGCCUUUAUUGACAUGUAAACCUUGCCUUCUGACAUCAGCUGAGAAUGAGGAGGACUUUGUUACAACAUUUGAUCCUCUCACACCAGGUAUGAUGUUGCCCGGAGUUGUGAGGAACAUAAUGUCCUACGGUAUAUUUGUGGAGUUUGCAAAUGGAUUGUUUGGGCUUGUUCCUAUGCAGUAUGCUGUGGAUAAAAGGGUACCAGACAUUAAGGUAUUUUACCAGCCGGGCCAGACUGUUGUUGCUAAGGUUGUUGAGGUCAACAAGGAGAAACAACGGUUCCUGGCUUCACUGAGAAUGAAAGAUUGUUACCAUGGUAACACAGAAAUUGGAAUAGAACUUACAUGGAACUACCUGAAAGAACGGAAAAGGUUGUUAGAAUCCUUGCAGAAAACUAAAGAUAAGGGACUACUUACCAAGGUGGAAUUUGGUAGUGUGCACAAGGUUACAAUCACAAAGGUAACAAAAAUUGGAGCUAUAUGUGAACUGGAAAAUGGAAUCAAGGCCAUAGUUACAAAAGAUCAUAUGCCAUUUAAAGAGGAAGUAAGUGAAGGUCAGACAUUAGACAGUGUUGUACUUUAUGUUGACUUGAAACAGAAUUGUGUAGAAGUUUCCCUAGACUCCAAGCUUGUGCCACCAGUUAAAAAGAGAUUAGAAAAAGAUGAUUUACAAGCGGCCAGAGUUGAUCAGAUCUUGCAGUCUAAAGUUGUCCUUAUCAAAGAUGAUUUUAUAGUUGUCAAGUUAAGCGGCCAUGCCAAAGGUCAGCUGGCUUAUCUACCUGCUAGAAGGCAUUGGAAUGAUGUCUUAGAGAAACACCAGUAUACUGUUGGACAAGAAAACAAAGUCAAAAUUAAGAGGGUUGAAGGAGACCUGAUCUUGGCAUCUCUCAAAGUUCAUGAGGACAAGGCAGUGGAAGAUGAAGAUAAACUGAAUCAUGUACCUUCACAUAGUCUGAAUAUAGGUGACAUCUGUGAUGCCACUGUGCGAAAGGUAUACAAAGACCAGAUUUACAUCAAUGUCAAUGGGACGCAUGGAAGAGUCCAUGUCACAGAGAUGUUUGAUCAUGUCGAAAAUGGUAGCUGUCCACCGUUAAGGUUGACCAAGGGUCAGGAAGUGAAGGUCCGUGUUAUUGGGUUUAGAGAUAACAAAUCUAAAAAGUACCUCCCAAUUUCUCAUCCAAAGUUGAAGAAGGCUAUGCCAGAUUGUACAAUGAAACCUAGCAUUUUGUCAUUGGAUAAACUUCCAGACAGGUAUUCCUGUACCGAGAAUAACUACAGUGUUGGCGACAAAGUUGUUGCCUAUGUUGAUUGUUAUUCUUGCAACUAUGUAUAUACCCACGUGUCUCCUAGUGUUAGAGGAAAGGUUCAUCUUCUCAAUAUGUCCUCAAGCUUACAGGUGUUGAAGGAACCAGGGAAACAUUUCAGAACUGGCCAGGUUUACAACGCAACUGUCAUAAACAUAUACACAGACACACUGGUGGAACUGUCUCUCCUUGAUACACCGUAUGAGGAGGUAUGUCUUGGCAAGGAGACACAAGGUGUUGUUUGUUUAUCAAGGAAAGAUGCGGGUCUCGUCCUGCAGCUCAGGGAUGAUAUCCGUGGAACAGUGGAUCUUACAGACAUUUCUGAUAACUAUGUAGACCAACCAACUGAAGGUUUCAAACAAGGGGAUAUACUGACUGUUAAAGUUCUUGAACUUGACAAACUGUCGAAACAAGCAGUUGUAACAUUAAGACCAGAUGAGUCCGUCAGUAAACCAGUAGAUGAGAGGAUACAAAGUAUUUCUGACUUGACACGUGGACAGAUUGUUAGAGGGUAUAUAAUGCGUUUGUCAAAAGAAGGAAUAACAGUUAGACUUGGCGUUGGUGUAAAGUUUGUGUUAUCUCAGGGCAGUAUUGUGGAUGGGAAGUAUGUAAAGACACAAAUGAUGAAGAAAGAGCUCAAAGUCGGCAAUGUUAUCAGGGUGAAAUUUCUAGGGUAUGACAAAAAUAAUGAACCUGAAUGGUCAAUGCAAGAUGUUGAACGUAUUCCUAAACAGUGUCUCUCUGAUACACCAAUUCGGAAGAAUAAAAAGAAACGUAAAAGAUCCGUUUCCAACUCAUCAGCUGACUCUGAGGUCACUAAAGCGAAGAAGACUAAGUUGAAAAACAUAGAAACAUUGAACGAAAUUGACGAAAACAUUCAACUUGAAAUUGAAGGUUUGGAAAAAUUGGACAGAGAUGAUUUAGAUGAACGAGAUAGUGUUACUAAUAGUUCAGUAGUCAGUGAUCCUGGAAUGAAUUUGAGUGAUAGUAUUGAAGAAAGAAUAGAUAAAGAUUGGAAAAAUUUGAAAAUAUCUGUGUCAGGAGUUGGUGACGAUGACAAACAGGUUAAUAGAAGUGUGGUGGAAACAGAUGAUAUGUUAAUGACUAAGGAAGCUUCAGAAGAAAGUGAUAAUGAAAGUAUAUCAGAUUCAGAAGAAAGUAGUUCUGACAGUAGUGAUAAUGAAGAAGUUGAAAGAACUAGUAAACUUCCUGGUAAAAAUGAAUUGGAAGUUAUUUCAAAAAAGGAAGAUGCAAGUGAUGUGAGUGAGAAAAAUAAUGAAGACAAGUUAGAUACAUUAGAAGAUUCAGACACUGAGGCAAACCUAAGGAUUAAAGAGAGGUUAAGUAAAAAAUUGUCUGAAAGUACUAAAACUGUGAGACAAACAGACUCUAGUUCAGAAAAGAGUAGUCAAAAGCAGAAAACAAGAGGAAAUAAGAGAAGAAGUCAAUCAGAAUUGGAAGGAGAGUCACCUAAAAAGAAACAGAAGGAAAGUAUUAAGAAAGAGAAAGAAGUACCCAAAGAGACUGUUAACAGUGACAUAGAAGUGAAGGUGGUGACAAAGUCAGAUGUACAGGUGUCAGAAAAGCCAGUAUUAGAGGUUGGGGAUGGAUUUAGCUGGGAUACAGAUUUCAAGUUACCAUCCCUUAAACAAGGGGAGAUAAGUUCUGAUGACUCAGACGAUGAAGGAACAGAGAAACCGGUAAAGAAAUCAAAGGAACAAAUACGACAAGAAAAGAAGGAGGAAGAAAAACGAAUAUAUCAGGCUGAGAUGCAGCGUUUGGAAGGAGAAGUACAACCAGAAACAGCAGACGACUUUGAUAGACUGGUUCUACAAUCGCCGAAUAGUUCUCUAGUAUGGUUAAACUACAUGGCCUUCCAUUUAGGGACUACAGAAAUUGAUAAAGCAAGGGCUGUAGCUGAGAGGGCAUUGAAAACUAUCUCAUUUAGAGAAGAGCAGGAGAAGUUGAAUGUUUGGGUUGCCUACUUGAACCUAGAGAAUAUGUAUGGUACAGCAGAGACUGUGAGAAAAGUAUUGACACGUGCUGUACAACAGAAUGAUCAGAUCUCUAUAUAUCUUCAGAUGAUAAAUAUAUAUGUCAAAUCUGGCAAAACUGAGGAUGGGGAGCAGCUAUUUAACACCCUGGUGAAGAAACACAGUGGUAAUAAAGACGUAUGGAUCAAGUUUGGAGAGUUCUACUUCCAACAGGGUCGUGUUGAAUCUGCACGUAAACUUCUGCAACGUUGUAUGAAAAGUCUAGAUAUAUCACAACAUGUGGACACUAUAGUGAAAUUUGCCCAGAUGGAAUUCAAGCACGGGGAACCAGAGAGAGGGAAGACAAUGUUUGAAAACAUACUGAGUACCUACCCAAAACGUACAGAUCUGUGGUCAGUUUAUAUUGAUCUGGUCACAAAACUUGGAGAACUGGACACUGCUAGAUCUCUUUUCAACAGAGUCAUACAGCUGUUGUCUGCCAAAAAAGUGAAGUUUUUCUUUAGGAAAUACCUUCAAUUUGAAAAUAAACAUGGUUCCGAGGAUCAGGUGGCGGAAGUGAAGAGGAAAGCCUUGCAUUAUGUUGAAUCACAGGGAUUUGUAGACCAGUGAAUGAUGCUGAACUUAGUGAAACCACAGGGACAUGAUGCUGAAUAUGUAAACUUUUAAAUGAAGCUGUGGGAAUUUAUAGUUAACUUACAUGAGUUAUAUUGUCACAGUCCAGAAGAUCAGAGAUUUAAUCAGCAAAUGACUACAGAGACAAAAAAUGGUAGAAAUUUUGUUAUGAACAGUGCAAAAAUUGUAGUAUGUAUGUGAUACAUUGUAUUAAAAAAGAAAAAACUGCGUAUUCAUGAUAUAUAUAUAUGUAUUGCAUUAACAGUUUGUUUACAUUGUUGUGUCACUCUACUUCAUGUAAUAUGAUAUGAAGGAAGAACUGUUUUUUUGUGAAAUUGGAUCCAGAAUAAUUGAAUGUUUAUAAUUUUAUGUAUAAACAGGUUUAAGGAAGUAAAUAAAGACACAUUUUCAUGGAAGUAUGUAUGAACAGAAAAAAACAGUAAUGAGCGUGAUGUUGAGAUAAUUUUUUAACAGUAUGAAGAUUACAGUAUGGGCAAGAUUGAAUUGAUAUAUGCAGAUCUGUUAAAGAUGAUUUUUUAACCAUUGUGACAUAAUGUUAUAUUUCUCGGUAAACCUAUUACUAUUUUGUUGAGUUUAUGUAUUAAGAGAAUACAUAUUAAAUGAUCUACACAAAGGUGUGUUUGAGUCU
Molecule: messenger RNA, 6782 nt
Organism: Mercenaria mercenaria
Lineage: Eukaryota; Metazoa; Mollusca; Bivalvia; Venerida; Veneridae
Product: protein RRP5 homolog
Exons: 42
Coding region: 110-6130 (2006 amino acids)
Biological process (GO): rRNA processing
Cellular component (GO): nucleolus; nucleus; small-subunit processome
Molecular function (GO): protein binding; RNA binding
Source: RefSeq, a predicted model, not a curated record